Caenorhabditis elegans is the source of this 877-nucleotide messenger RNA. NCBI's taxonomy places the organism in Eukaryota, Metazoa, Nematoda, Chromadorea, Rhabditida, Rhabditidae. The record is from the annotation of a RefSeq genome assembly.
AUGCUGGCUCAUUGGACAAUUAUAGAAUGGGCUCAAAUCCAGAAAACUUGUCCAGAAUUCACGCCAAAUCAAUGGGACAUCGUUUUAGCUCUAAUUGCGUUUGUCGGUGUUGUGUUAAGUGUGAUUCUAAGAAUCAAAUUGAAAAAAGAAACGAAAGGAUCCUUAUUUUUGUCACAUCUAGCGGAAGUGGACUGUGGAUUCUGUCUUCUUUAUCUCUGGAUGUACUCGUUUACAAGUGCAGCAAUAUAUUUAAAAAAUUACGUUUGUUUAUCCUUUUUCAAAUUUAAAUUCCUGUAUUAGAAAUUGAAAACUUCAGGUAAUGGCACAAAUACGCAUACGGAUUCAUAUUGAAAUGAAAAUUAUAAAAGACUUAUUGUAAAAUUGCUGUCGUUCUUCUCAUGUUCUGUAUCAUCUUCGAAAAGUUCCUUUGGACUUGUUCUUCGAGAACUCGACAAACGUGGAAAGCAUUUACAAUUGGAAAAUAUAAAAAAAGUAGUUGAAAAAAACUUAAGAUUUUCAGCAUUACUCUGAUGUUCCGUUCUGUGAUUUAAUGUUUCGUCCAGUUGGUUCAAAUUCUCUGUUUUUCCGCUUCCCACAACAGUAUGUAUUUCCAUUAGCCUCAAUAAUUGCCGUGGUUUUGACUUUUAUAUUUGCAUUGCUCACUCUGUGCAGAAUAUGUCGCGUUAGUGAGGGAGAAAAACCUUUAAAUCAGGAAGAAGUUGAUUUGGCAAAUCUUGCAGAGGAAACUCCUAGAUUAACUACUGGCAAAACCAAGAGAUCAAUCAUAUGUAUGCUCGCUGUCUACUUCACGUUCUUUGUUCGUGCAUAUUGCUACUGUGUCUACAUAAAUCCUCAUACAACACAUAUUUUCACUUAG